AUGGCGAAUGCGGAAGAAACUGCUUUGCCGGCUACGGCGGUCUCUCCUUCCCCGGUCUCUUUCAGCUUCAGCCGCACGUCCUCUCGGAGGCGUAUGGUGGACCUUGAACACAGUAAGAGGACUGCCCCCGAGGAGAAGGAUUUCUUGAGUACUGUGGAAGAGAGGGAGCUGCAGAGUGUGAAGCCUUCAGAAGGCGCCAAGGAACUUGUUAUCCCUUUAAUCCAGAAUAGACACCACAGGCAGCUAUUGACUAAAGCACCUGGACCGUCAACAGGUGCUGAGGCCUUGGCGGAUGAGGCCUUGGCGGAUGAGGCGCUUCUGUCCCAGGCAGCAGAGGAGCUCAUUGAGGAAUCCAGAAAGACUCUGGAGGAGAGAGAGAAUGAGAACGUCAACGCCACGCUCACUAUCCCUAUGAUCCCGAAAGAAGGCAACUCCAGUGGGGAAGGAGCAGGCAGCAAACUCCAGGCUGAAACGGUACCAGAGGAGGCAGAUUAUGAGACGGUACCUGUGGAGGCUUAUGGACUGGCCAUGCUUCGGGGUAUGGGCUGGAAACCUGGUCAGGGCAUUGGCCGUACCUUCAAUCAAGUUGUGAAGCCUCGUGUCAGUGCGCUGAGGCCUAAGGGGUUAGGACUUGGUGCCAACCUGACUGAGGCCCAAGCCCUAGCCUGUACAGCCCCCCACCGAGUGCCUAAGCCGGAUGAGGAACAAGAGAAGCUGAAAGAAGGUGAGCCUCAAGGACUGGUGCCUGGAAGAGCUGUAGUGGUUCGAUCUGGCCCCCACCGAGGCAUUUAUGGGAAGGUAGAGGGCCUUGAUCCUGACAAUGCCCGAGCCAUGGUUCGUCUGGCAGUGGGGAACCAAGUGGUGACUAUUAGUGAAUACUGCCUACUGCCUGUCUCACAGCAGGAGUUUGACAAGAACUUGCAUUUAAGUCAGGUGAGAAAAACUUCCUCAGAGCAACAGAAUGGAACAGCCUCAUCUUUGAAGGCACUUCAGGAGAGGAAGCGGAAACGCCCUCCAGAUCAACAAGAUGGAUUCACAGUUAAAAGUGCGAAAGCAAGCCCAAAGAAACAACACUGGUUACGCAGAGACCUGCGUGUGCGGUUUGUGGACAAGUUGCACAAAGGUGGCCAGUAUUACAACACCAAGAUGAUAAUUGAAGAUGUCCUCAGCCCAGAUACUUGUGUGUGUCGGACAGAUGAAAACCAGAUCCUAGAAGACCUGAGGGAAGACAUGCUGGAAACCCUGAUUCCCAAGGUCCGUGGCGAACGGGUAAUGGUGGUGCUGGGACCCCAAGCUGGAAGGGUAGGACAGCUAAUUGACUGGGACACAGAACGGAACCGAGCUUUGGUGCGGCUUCAGAGAGAGAAUCAGUUGGUGGAGCUUCACUAUGAUGCUGUCUGCCAGUACAUGGGUCCCAGCAACUCAGAUGAAGACUGA
Molecule: messenger RNA, 1437 nt
Organism: Elephantulus edwardii (Cape elephant shrew)
Lineage: Eukaryota; Metazoa; Chordata; Mammalia; Macroscelidea; Macroscelididae
Product: G patch domain and KOW motifs-containing protein-like
Exons: 1
Coding region: 1-1437 (478 amino acids)
Biological process (GO): mRNA splicing, via spliceosome
Cellular component (GO): spliceosomal complex
Molecular function (GO): nucleic acid binding
Source: RefSeq, a predicted model, not a curated record